AUGAGUGCACCAAACAGCGGUAACUCAAAGAGUUCAUUACCAGCUUUGCAUGGUGUUAAGAUCAAAGCUAGAAAGAGCCAACAAAAAGCUCAAGCAAAAUACGAACCAACUGUUUUUAGGGAGGGUAUUUUAAAAGCACUUUCAAACGCUCAACCUGGCAACUUUGACGAGAUCUCUCAGCAAUUGGAUCUCUCUGGAAAUACGCUUGACUAUAAAAAAUACGGCGAAACUUUAUUUGAAAUACUUCUUACCGGUGGUGUAUUAGUACCCGGAGGUACUAUUCUUGACGAUGGGGCACAACGCAGUCCUUUUUCUAUUUUCUCGGCAGAGGAUAAUAGCGAAAGUAUUAAAAAACAUGUUGAUGUUUUCAAUAAGCUAAUCCGGCGUUAUAAGUAUUUGCAACUUAGCUUUGAAGACACCAUCAAGAAUUUACUACAAUACAUCAACAAAUGGAGUCCCGAGGAAAAUAACAAAUUAGCCAUGGCGAUUGGCUUUUUUUCUUCCGGUCAGAUGACCAACAUUAACGUUUUGACGGUUUUGUUCAAGGAACAUCUCGUCAAAGAAGGCCUCUCACUCCAAUUUGUGACAGCCGUUUUUAAGGCUUACCUCAGUGAACAGAGUAUUGACCACUUGGGUAGCUCUCUUAAAAAGGCGGGUAUGGACAACAAGCUCAUGGAAUUUUUCCCCCCGAACAAACGCGAUGAAGAAUACUUUGCUCGUUAUUUCGAAGCAGAGGACAUGAAACAACUUGUGGAUUAUCACAAUCAGAAGCAGAGGAAUUCGAUGAGAGACCAAACCAUCGAGCGUGUCAAAAAGAUGUUGCAAGCUGAGAGUACUUCGGCUGAGGUUAUCGUCUAUCUCAAACAUCAGAUGAAGGAGGGUCGCUGGCAAGAGACUGGUUUUGUCCAAAUUGUCUGGGACGCGGUGAUGCAAGCCGUGGACUGGGGCUCUCGGGCAGAACAAAUUGAAACCCAGGUUUUGCGUCAAGUCAAACAAUGUUCCAACAUUCUCUCAGUAUUCUCAACCAGUCCCAAAACGGAACUUGCCCUUUUACAAAAAGUUCAAGUUUAUUGUUAUGAUGAUACGAAAUUGCUAAAACACUUUCGUCAAAUAGUUCAAAUCUUGUAUGACGAAGAUGUCGUCUCGGAGAGUGCUAUUUUGUAUUGGUCCGAGAAAGGUGCCAGCAAUCAAGGCAAGACUAUAUUCUUGAAACAGAUGGAGCCAUUCAUCCAGUGGCUUAAGACAGUCGAUAGUGAAAGUGAAGAAGAAUGA
Acaulospora morrowiae is the source of this 1272-nucleotide messenger RNA. NCBI's taxonomy places the organism in Eukaryota, Fungi, Glomeromycota, Glomeromycetes, Diversisporales, Acaulosporaceae. The record is from the annotation of a GenBank genome assembly.